Molecule: messenger RNA, 2203 nt
Organism: Triplophysa rosa
Lineage: Eukaryota; Metazoa; Chordata; Actinopteri; Cypriniformes; Nemacheilidae
Gene: elovl8b
Product: ELOVL fatty acid elongase 8b
Exons: 8
Coding region: 1050-1844 (264 amino acids)
Biological process (GO): sphingolipid biosynthetic process; fatty acid elongation, monounsaturated fatty acid; fatty acid elongation, saturated fatty acid
Cellular component (GO): endoplasmic reticulum membrane
Molecular function (GO): fatty acid elongase activity
Source: RefSeq, a predicted model, not a curated record
CUUGUUUCUCUAUUAAGUUCUUGUGGUGUUGAAUGUUUUAUAUGUGGUCAUGUGUAUUUAAUGUUGUGUGUGGAGAAUAACCACAAUUAUUCAUUUAUAUACAUUUUUAACUGGUCAAUUCAUUAUUAUUACAUUUGUUUUAAAUGGCCAAUAAAUAUAUAAAAUAUCUGUUUUAAAAACAAAAGCAAACAUGCCUAAUAAACAUGUCUGCCUCAUUUUUCUUUUUUAAAGCUUUUAUUGCAUCCAUGUUCUUUUGUGCUGUAAAAUGACCUUUUGCUAUUGUGUAUUGUUUGUAUUUGGUGUUUUACUUAGUCUAACCUUUAUUUUUUUGUGUUUGUGUAAUAUCGUUUGUUGACCGUACGUUUUCUGGGAAAGAAAAAAUCUCAAGAACUGUGAUACACAAUAAAGGAUUGACAUGCCAUGUUUUCUAGAAAAUGUUUAUUUAUAAGUAAACAUCAAUAGCUUUUUUUUAAUAAAACAGCCUUUAAGCGUUGGUGAAGUAGCCAUUGUCCGUUUCUCAAUAUGCGGUCUGUUGUCCUCGUGUUCUCGCUCUACGUCAUCAAUAACCGUCAAAAUUCAGAUUAUGCACCCCCACAAUGGAUAGGGUGAGGAUUAGGUGUUAGGGGAGGGGUUAGGAUUAGCCAAUCCGGCAUCGUGUUUUUGAAGGAGGUGCAUAAUCUGGCAGGGGUGCAUUUCUCGGCACAACACCUGUACCAACAUUCCUCUCUACACUCGUCAAAAUAAAAGUUGGGAUUAAUUUAAAAUUAAAUUACUUCAAAUUACAAAAAUCUUCACAUCCUUAAAAACAGGUCUAACAUUAAACGAAUUCCAUGUUCUAUUUCUUUUACCUGUUCAUUUAUUUUUUGAUUAAACUACGUUGAGACUUUUAACUGUGACUUUGGAGUUUCCUUUAAAAGUUCUGUUCAAAUAAAUUACACGACAGGUAAUGACAACCUUCCUUUCAGUGAUUCAAAACAUUUUAGUGCACGUUCAAAGUCCACCGCAAUUGAAGUAACGUUACAUUUCUGCUUUUCUCAGCAGCGUUAAAAAUGGACUCAGCAUGGCAGAGGGUGGAAUCGAUGCAUCGCUGGAUUUUGGAGAAUGGGGAUAAACGCACAGACCCGUGGCUUCUGGUCUACUCUCCUGUGCCGAUCAUUUGUAUAUUUCUGUGCUAUCUUGUUGUUAUUUGGGUGGGACCCAAACUUAUGAAACACAGGGAGCCAGUAAACCUAAAGCCUGUACUUAUUGUGUAUAAUUUUUCCAUGGUUGGUUUGUCCGUUUAUAUGUUCCACGAGUUCUUGGUCACGUCUUUGCUGGCAAACUACAGUUAUCUCUGUCAACCUGUGGACUACACCCCCAGUACAUUGGGAAUGAGGAUGGCCAGUGUAUGCUGGUGGUUUUUCUUCUCUAAAGUCAUUGAGCUUGCUGAUACGGUCUUUUUCAUCUUAAGGAAAAAGAACAGCCAGCUCACAUUUCUACAUGUGUAUCAUCAUGGAACUAUGAUCUUCAACUGGUGGGCAGGAGUUAAAUAUGUGGCAGGAGGUCAAUCCUUUUUUAUCGGCCUGCUGAACACUUUUGUUCACAUUGUGAUGUAUUCUUACUAUGGCUUGGCAGCCCUGGGUCCUCACAUGCAGAAAUUUCUGUGGUGGAAGCGUUACCUUACCUCACUUCAGCUGGUCCAGUUUGUCCUGCUGACAGUUCACACAGGCUAUAACCUCUUCACUGAAUGUGACUUCCCUGACUCUAUGAACGCAGUUGUGUUUGCAUACUGCGUCACUCUCAUCAUUCUUUUUAGUAACUUUUACUACCAAAGCUACAUAACCAGGAAAAGCAAGAAGUCUUAACACACAUAAAAGGAAAUAAAUCAUCCAAUGUGGUAAAAAGAGUGCAUAUUGUUCAUUUUGCGGUCUUGUUUGAGCUUCAUAUGACUAGUGAUAAUUCAACUAAAAAUGGCCAUGGUUACUAAACCGAAACAUAAAAAUGGACAAUAACAAAGGAUAGUUAGGAUAAUUGUGUAAUAUGGUUUUAGGACUUUAGAUUUUAUGAAUAAGGUUAGAGAUUAAUGUAGAAUGUAAAGAUGACCUGUCCAAAUGCAAAGUUGUUACUCCUUUUUUGGAUCCGGUAACAGCUUUACAUUAUCAAUUUAAAAAACUUGAAAUUGUAAAUAAAAUGAAUCGUUUUUUUAACAUGACUCUUGGAUUAA